Molecule: messenger RNA, 432 nt
Organism: Sinocyclocheilus grahami
Lineage: Eukaryota; Metazoa; Chordata; Actinopteri; Cypriniformes; Cyprinidae
Product: up-regulated during skeletal muscle growth protein 5-like
Exons: 5
Coding region: 127-303 (58 amino acids)
Cellular component (GO): proton-transporting ATP synthase complex
Source: RefSeq, a predicted model, not a curated record
AUCAGUCACUUUCCGGCCACUCCAUUGAAGGGCAGCAGCUCGCUCGAACGAAUAUACGCUGCUCAGUAAAGCCCUCAGGUCGCAUUUACCAUCAAGACGCUUUGACUGAGUUUGCGCACAGAAAUCAUGGGAGGACACGACGCUGGAACUCAGCACCAGUUCACUGGCAUCGCCAAGUACUUCAAUUCAUACACAAUCACAGGCAGGAGGAAUUGUGUGUUGGCCACAUACGCCAGUAUUGCUGCCAUUAUCCUCUUCUUUAAAUUGAAGCCCAAGAAGCAAAAGGCCGUGAAAUCAAGUUAAUUUAUAGAUGUUUUGUGAUGAAACUAGGGGUGCGGGAAGCUGGAUGUCCUUGUUUUGACCUUGUCACUUCAACUAUGUAAAGAAUAAAAAAAAAAGAUCACUUACACCAAACAAACGUUGUGUAGAAAA